This is a messenger RNA of Ilyonectria robusta, 2637 nucleotides long. Its product is annotated as glycoside hydrolase superfamily. Gene Ontology annotation, biological process: glucan catabolic process. Bases 1 to 2637 code for a protein of 878 amino acids. The transcript has 5 exons. Lineage: Eukaryota; Fungi; Ascomycota; Sordariomycetes; Hypocreales; Nectriaceae. Gene Ontology annotation, molecular function: beta-glucosidase activity. The record is from RefSeq and is a predicted model, not a curated record.
AUGGCAUAUAAAAAAACCACUUGGUUGUUGCUCCAUUUCCUAGCAUUCGGCUUCGCAGCUCCCAAUGCCAAAAGAGCAACCACACCGGGAUACAAUGCUUUGCCCUAUUAUCCCGCACCCUACGGAGGUUGGGUUAGCGAGUGGGCAAGCAGCUACACAAAAGCUAAGAAACUUGUCGACUCGAUGACUCUUGCUGAGAAAACCAACAUUACUGCCGGAACCGGGCUUCUCAUGGGACAUUGCAACGGAAAUAGCGGUUCUGCCGAGCGAGUUGGGUUUCCCCAGCUCUGCCUCAACGAUGCCGCCAACGGCGUUCGGCUGACCGACAACGUCACCGUCUUUCCGGAUGGAAUCACUGUCGGUGCCACAUUUGACAAGACACUCAUGUACGAACGUGGCGUCGCGAUCGGUAAAGAAGCGCGCGGCAAGGGUGUCAACGUUUGGCUCGGCCCAGCGGUAGGUCCAAUUGGCCGGAAACCCAAGGGCGGUCGUAAUUGGGAAGGCUUCGGAGCAGAUCCCGUGCUGCAGGGCGUUGGAGCUCGAGAAACCAUCAAAGGAGUUCAAGAGCAGGGAGUCAUCGCGACUAUCAAGCACUUGAUAGGGAACGAGCAGGAGAUGUACCGUCGGCAAACCACAGACCUUUUCUCGCCGGCGUACUCGGCGAAUAUUGAUGAUCGAACGCUGCAUGAGCUUUAUCUAUGGCCAUUUGCCGAGGCCGUUCGAGCGGGUGUCGGCGCUGCUAUGACUGCCUACAACCGAGUCAACGGUACCAUGUGCAGCGAGCAUUCAUACCUCAUCAGCCACCUCUUGAAGGACGAGCUCGGUUUCCAGGGCUUCGUAAUGACCGACUGGCUCUCGCAGAUCACAGGGGUCCAGUCGGCGAUUUCGGGUAUGGACAUGAGCAUGCCUGGCGAUACAAUCAUUCCUCUCUUCGGCAACUCGCUCUGGAUGUAUGAAUUGACUCGUGCUACGCUGAAUGGCUCUGUCCCAAUGGAGAGGCUCAACGACAUGGCCACUCGCAUCGUGGCCACCUGGUAUCAUUUCGGCCAAGAUCAAGGCUACCCAGAGGUCAAUUUCGACACGAACACGAAAGAGGCUACAGGCGCGCUUUAUCCAGCAGCUUGGCCAUCAUCUCCCUCGGGAGUCGUCAACAAGUUUGUCCAGGUGCAGGCAGACCACGACAAGAUUGCAAGACAGAUCGCACAAGACGCCAUUACCAUGCUCAAGAAUGAUGGAAGCUUGCUACCACUUUCUACAAGUCGCCCAUUGAAGGUCUUUGGUACCGGAGCUCAGACGAAUUCAGACGGUGCCAAUGCUUGCUACGAUCGAAACUGCAACAAAGGCACUCUUGGCCAAGGCUGGGGGUCCGGUACAGUCGAUUACAUGUAUCUGGACGACCCAAUCACCUCCAUCAAAGAGAAGGCUCAAAACGUCACGUUUUACAACACCGACAAGUUUCCCACUGUUCCAAGCCCUUCCAGCAACGAUGUCGCCAUCGUCUUCAUUACUUCUGAUGCUGGAGAGAACCAGUAUACCGUUGAGAAUAACCAUGGCGACAGAGAUGCCUCGCGGCUGAAUGCAUGGCAUGAUGGGGACGCUCUUGUCAAGGCUGCGGCGGCCAAGUAUAGCAACGUUGUUGUUAUCGCCCACACUGUCGGCCCUCUUGUGCUCGAAGAAUGGAUCAGUCUUGCGUCGGUCAAGUCAGUGCUCAUUGCCCAUCUGCCUGGCCAAGAAGCCGGAGACUCUCUCACGAAUGUGUUAUUUGGCACUGCGUCUCCCUGUGGACAUUUGCCGUACAGCAUCACAUAUGCUGAGGAUGACAUGCCGGACAGCGUCACCGAUCUGAUUGACUCUGCCUUCAUCGAUCCUCCUCAGGACGUCUACUCUGAGAGGAUGUACAUUGACUAUCGCUGGCUCAACAAAGAACAGAUCAAACCUCGGUAUGCAUUUGGCCAUGGGCUCAGCUACACGACAUUCUCAUACACGAACGCUACCAUCAAGAAGAUUACAACGUUGAGCAAAUAUCCUCCCACGCGACCGGCGAAAGGCCAGGUCUUGGACUAUUCUGAGGCGAUUCCAGCCUACAGCGAGGCAGUCAAACCACAGAGCUUCUCAACUAUUUGGCGGUACCUGUACUCUUGGCUUUCUGAGUCGGACGCGAAGGAUGCUGCUGCCAAGGCCACGACUUCAAAGUACCCAUAUCCAGACGGCUACACCACCACACAGAGGACUAAUCCUCCUCCCGCGGGCGGUGCGCAAGGUGGCAAUCCAGCGCUCUGGGACGAAGCGUACACCGUUUCUGUGCUUGUGACCAACACCGGCAGUAAAUAUUCCGGGAAGGCGUCAGUUCAAGCAUAUCUCCAGUAUCCGGGGGAUAUUGCGUAUGACACACCCGUCAUCCAGUUGCGGGAUUUUGAGAAGACGGCCGAGCUGGCGCCUGGAAAGAGUGAGAGGGUGGAGGUGACGUUGACAAGGAAAGACUUGAGCAUCUGGGAUGUGAGUGCUCAGGACUGGGUUGUGCCAGACCCAGGUGGAGACUACAAAGUUUGGUUGGGAUCUGCAAGUGAUGAUUUGCCAGUUGUCUGUUAUGCACUCGGCUUGAGUUGCGAUUAUGGCAUUGAUGUGCCUGUGUCUUAG